Molecule: messenger RNA, 1893 nt
Organism: Saccharomyces kudriavzevii IFO 1802
Lineage: Eukaryota; Fungi; Ascomycota; Saccharomycetes; Saccharomycetales; Saccharomycetaceae
Gene: RSM22
Product: tRNA methyltransferase RSM22
Exons: 1
Coding region: 1-1893 (630 amino acids)
Biological process (GO): translation
Cellular component (GO): mitochondrial small ribosomal subunit
Molecular function (GO): methyltransferase activity; structural constituent of ribosome
Source: RefSeq, a predicted model, not a curated record
AUGAUGCUGAGACGAUAUCGUAAUGUUUCACUACGGAAUGUCCGAUUCAUCUCAAAGGUCGCAAACGUAAAUUUACGAAGUUUGAAUUUGGAAGAUUUUAUAGGCACAAACAAUAAAGGGAUUGAUGGCCUUUCGUCGUACAGAGAUGAGACAGCUAGCUUGACUCACACAACUAGCUCUAGAGAAACCAGAUUGCUUCCGAAGACGCUUCAGGGCCAGUCAUAUCGGGAUCAGCUAGAGUUAAAUCCUGAUGUGAGCAAAGCAAUCAAUAACAAUAUUAUGGCCUUGCAUAUUCCAAAUAAUAUUAGAAGAGUUGCAACAAAUUAUUACAAAGAGAUCCAGGAGCCAAAUUCCUUACAUCGACCUUGCAAAACUAAAAUGGAGGUUGAUGCUCAUAUAGCGUCCAUUUUUUUACAGAAUUACGGUUCUGUCUUUCAAUCCCUGAAAGAAUUACAAAAAAGGUUAGGCAUUGAGAAUUUCGAACCGAAGAGGGUUCUUGAUGUUGGAUUUGGCCCAGCUACAGGUAUAGUUGCACUGAAUGAUCUUUUAGGCGAGAAGUACCGACCCGACGUAAAAGAUGCGGUUAUUUUAGGCAAUGCUGAAAUGCUGAAAAGAGCCAAAAUCAUCUUGAGCAGACAACUAAAUGAAGUUGUUGACGCUGUGGAAGUAAAAGAAUCCAUGGAGGAAAAAAAGGAUGUAAAUAAAGAAAAGGACAAGAUUUUUCAGGAGGAUGAGCUUAUUGGGGAGGUAAUGACGAAAAAAAUUAGUGUCAUGACUAACUUACGAUCUUCUGUUCCUGGUCUCAAAGAAUAUGACCUCAUUAUUAUAACGCACCAACUUCUUCAUAAUAAGAACGUGUUUCCAAUCCAGGUAGAUGAAAAUAUAGAGUAUUAUUUAAACAUGCUAGCGCCAGGGGGGCAUAUUGUUAUCAUUGAACGAGGAAAUCCGGUGGGAUUUGAGAUCAUAGCAAGAGCUAGACAAGUCAUGCUCAGACCUGAAAAUUUCCCGGAAGAAUUUGGUAAGAUACCUAGACCCUGGUUAAGGGGAAUGACUAGUAAAAACAAGAAUCGUACGGAGUUGAAAAACAUGGCAAGUGAUUAUUUUUUGAAAGUAAUUGCACCUUGUCCGCAUCAAAGGAAAUGUCCUUUGCAAGUUGGAAAUCCAAACUUUUACACCCACAAAGAAGGCAAGGACCUGAAGUUUUGCAAUUUUCAGAAAAGCAUCAAGAGACCGAAGUUUAGUGUAGAGUUAAAAAAGGGGAAACUUCUAGCCACUUCGUGGGAUGGUUCUCAAGGAAGCGCCUCUAGACUACGGGGGACAGGAAGGAGAAAUGGCCGUGACUAUGAGGUUCUGAAUUAUUCCUAUUUAAUACUCGAAAGAUCACAUCAGGAUGAAAAGACUGUGAAAGAAAUUGAAAAAUUACGAAAGGAGAGUAUCAGUGACAAAUACGAUAUUGGAUCACUGGGUGACGACACACAAAAGACCUGGCCACGAAUUAUUAAUGACCCUAUCAAACGUAAAGGCCAUGUUAUGAUGGAUUUAUGUGCGCCAUCAGGUACGCUAGAAAAAUGGACGGUUUCGCGGUCGUUUUCCAAACAAAUUUACCAUGAUGCUAGAAAGAGUAAAAAGGGUGAUUUAUGGGCCUCAGAUGCCAAGACACAGAUCAAAGGAUUGGGAGAUUUGAACCUUCAGAAGUUUCAGAAAUUAGAAAAGGAGAGAAUCAAGCAAAUGAAGAAAGAGGAACGCCGAACAUCCAGAGAAAUAACGGAAUCGUUCAACGAAUUGGAGGAUUCCCUUCAAUUUGAUAAUCACAAACUUUCAGACGUUGAGGUGGUAAGGGAAAUAUCGACCUUACACGGACACCAUUUUUCACAACAUGUAAAUAAAAAAUGA